AUGGUGAGCAGCUUUAGGGUGUCGGAGCUGCAGGUGCUGCUGGGCUUCGCGGGGCGCAACAAGAGCGGGCGCAAACAGGAGCUGCUCUGCAAGGCGCUGCAGCUGCUGCGCGCGGGCGGCAGCGCGGCCGUGCACACCAAGGUGCGGGAGCUCUACGGGCGCCGCAUCCCGCGCAGGAUCCUCACGCCCUCCGACUUCGCCCCGGCGCCCUUGCUGCCGGACGCGCGGGGAUCCGACGGGUCAUCCCGAGGAAAAUUCCGCUCCCGCAGGCCCCGCAUUCCCCACAUUCCUCCGCCCGCGCACGGGCAGCGCUUCGACGAGGCCCUGUUCACCUUCGCACUCACCCCGCAGCAAGUGCAGCAGAUCCUGGCGUCCCGAGAUAUCCUGCCUGGUGCCAAAUGCGAUUCCAGCAUCCAGGUCCAGCUAAGGUUCUGCUUGUGUGAAACCAGCUGUCCCCAAAAAGAUUACUUCCCUCCUAAUUUAUUUGUCAAGGUCAACGGAAAACUCUGUCCCCUGCCCGGUUAUCUCCCACCCACAAAAAACGGCGCGGAGCCGAAGCGACCGAGCCGGCCCGUCAACAUCACCCCCUUGGUGCGGCUGUCGGCGACCGUCCCCAACACCAUCGUCGUCAACUGGUCCCCGGAGUUCGGCAGGAGCUACUCCCUGUCAGUUUACCUGGUGAAGCAGCUCACAGCGGUGACGCUGCUGCAGAAGCUCAGAGCCAAGGGCAUCCGGAACCCGGACCAUUCCCGAGCCCUCAUCAAAGAAAAGCUGACUGCUGAUCCUGACAGUGAGAUCGCCACGACGAGCUUACGAGUUUCCCUCAUGUGUCCACUGGGAAAGAUGAGGCUGAUCGUGCCCUGCCGAGCCAUCACGUGCACCCACCUCCAGUGCUUUGAUGCAGCCCUCUAUCUUCAGAUGAAUGAGAAGAAACCCAAGUGGACUUGUCCUGUGUGCGAUAAGAAGGCCCCCUAUAACAAGCUGAUAAUUGAUGGGUUGUUCAUGGAGAUCCUGAACUCCUGCACGGACUGCGACGAGAUCCAGUUCAUGGAAGACGGCUCGUGGUGCCCCAUGAAGCCCAAGAAGGAGAAGCAGGAGGUGUGCCAGACAUCCGCGUUCAGUGGGAUCGAGGCCGGCUCCCUUUGCCCUGGGAGCUCCGAGGGCAGGAGCUGCUCGGAGGGCAGGAGGAAAGUGGAGGUCAUUGAUCUCACCCUGGACAGCUCGUCGGACGAGGAGGAGCCGCUGGCCAAGAAGCAGUGUCCGGUGUCCAGCGCGGCCGCACCGGCUGCCACCGGGCCCAAGGGGGUGCUGACUAUUGCCCACGGCUCCUCUGUGCUCCAGAGCCCUCCCCUGGCAGCUCUCCGCAGCGACUAUCUCUCCACCCUGCCCAUUCCCGACUACCGCCCGUCGUUCCAGGUGUCCUCAGAGCUCCAAGGUCUGGAUUUGUUUUCCUUCCUUCAAAGUGAAAACCAGCACCCCUUUUCCUUCACAGCGUUCUCUCUCUUACAUCUUUCCCGUUGCAAAUUUGGGAUGAGCCAGGGCUCGGAGGUGGAAACGCUCCAUUUCCGUGAGGCCGAAUCUGCGCGGCUGGAGGGCAGCGCUCACGGCCGGACGCAGCACCGGGCGGCGGAUCCGCGCGCACUGGGGCGGUCGCUGUAG
Molecule: messenger RNA, 1659 nt
Organism: Tinamus guttatus (white-throated tinamou)
Lineage: Eukaryota; Metazoa; Chordata; Aves; Tinamiformes; Tinamidae
Source: RefSeq, a predicted model, not a curated record